CGAGGGCUGAUGGGCACAGCAGUCUUCUCUGCAACAAGGGGGGGUUGCCCUGCCUGAUUCCUCCCCCCCCAUCUUUUUCUCGGCAGAUCCGACGUGGUGGUGCUCUGCUUCUCCUUGGCCAACCCCAACUCACUGCGGCAUGUGAAGACCAUGUGGUACCCAGAAAUCAAGCACUUCUGCCCGCGUACCCCCAUCGUGCUGGUGGGCUGCCAGCUGGACCUGCGCUAUGCAGACCUUGAGGCAGUGAACCGGGCGCGUCGCCCCUUGGCCAAGCCCAUUAAACCUUCAGACAUUCUGCCCCCCGAAUGUGGGCAUGAGGUAGCCAAGGAGCUGGGCAUCCCCUACUACGAGACAAGUGUGGUAGCCCAGUUUGGCAUCAAGGACGUCUUCGACAAUGCGAUUCGGGCUGCCCUCAUUUCCCGCCGCCACCUCCAGUUCUGGAAAUCUCACCUCAAGAAGACGCAGCGACCUCUGCUGCAAGCCCCUUUCCUGCCUCCCAAGCCUCCCCCGCCCAUCAUCCACAUCCCCGAGCCAGCUGCCGGAGAAGGUCGGGGGCCCAGCAUGCUCUUCCACCAGCCACUUUGCGCCGAUGUUGUUUUCCGCCUGCUAGGAGGCCACCAGCUCUUUGCCCACAGGGUCUACCUGGCCACGUCCUGCUCCCGAUUCUAUGACCUCUUCGUGCUAGAACUGGGGGACGAGCCGGCUGGCGGGAAGGAGCUGGCCGGGAGGACGAAGAGCUUGGACGCGGCUGACCGAGGAUGCCUGGCGGCAGCCACGCAAGCCAUGCCACUGCGGCCCUCGCAGAGUGAUGAGCCACUGUGCGCUGCUCGGGCGCCCCGCCCAGUCUCUGGCUGGGGCCGGGGCUUCGUCGACGUGCGGCAGGAGAGGGUGCGGGACCCGGUCACUCAGCAGGAGAAGCUGAUGACGGCCGUGCACCUGGACGGACUGGUGCAGCUGGGCCCUUUCGAGGUGGUGCUGGAAUACCUGUACACCGGGCGCCUGGAACAGCACCGGGCCAGUCUCAUGCAGGUGGCCGCCAUCGCCGAGCUGCUGGAGGUGUUUGACUUGCGCAUGAUGGUGGCCAACAUCCUCAACAAAGAGAGCUUCAUGAACCGUGAGAUUACCAAGGCCUUCCAUGUGCGCCGGGCCAACCGGAUCAAGGAGUGCCUGAGCAAAGGCUCCUUUGCAGAUGUGGUGUUUGUGGUUGACGAUGGCUCGGUGCCGGCGCACAAGCCCCUUCUGCUUGCAGGCUGUGACUUCAUGGUGGCCAUGUUUGGUGGAACCUUCCGGGAGAGCUGUGCUGCCGAGGUCUCCCUGCCAGGCACCAACUGUGCCUGCCUUCGGGCUGUGCUGGAGUUCCUGUACACGGACCUCUUUGUCCCCAGCCCAGACCUGGAUGCCAUGGAGCUGCUGGUGCUCACCAACCGCCUCUGUCUGACCCGCUUGCAGGCCCUGACUGAGCAGUACGCGGUGGAUGAGCUGGUGCGUGCCAGCCUGCAGCAGGUGGAAAUUGAUGCCCAGGUGAUCCUCUACCUGGAAAUGACCCAGUUCCACAAUGCCCUGCAGCUGGCGGCCUGGUGCCUUCACUACAUCUGCACCAACUACAAUAGCGUCUGCCGCCGGUUUCCCCGCGAGAUGAAGGCCAUGUCCGCUGAGAAUAAGGCCUACUUUGAGAACCACCGCUGGCCGCCGGUCUGGUACCUGAAGGAGGAGGACCGCUACCUGCGCACGCAGAAGGAGCGAGCACAGGAGGAGGAGGCCCUCCGGAAGCAGCACCCGCGCAGCAAGUGGUGCUUCUGGCGCCCCCACCCGGCCAGCCACAUCUCCUGAGCAGAUGGCUGCGCCCCACCCGUGGGGGGGCUGCCCUGCUGGUGCCUUUGCUGGGGAGGGGGCACCUCUGCCUUGUUUACAAGCUGCCUUUCCACCCCCAGCUCUGUGCCUCUUGCUGUUGCUGCCAUGCCUUUACCUGGGGGGCAGGGGGCCAAGCCAGCACACUCAGUUGCUACCUCUGACCUUGGCAGUAUUCUAGGGAUGGGGGGGAGGUGGCUGUGCAGGUGACUGAGGAAGAGGAGGGGGAUUUGUGGUGUGACUAUGUGCUGUGGAAGGGGAUUGGUGGGAGGAUUUUGGGAGGUGGGGUGGGUGCAUGAGGGGAGGAACCACAGGCCCUGCUGGGGGGCAACUAGCCGCAGAGAGAGCUUCCUCCUCCAUGCUUGUGUGAGAGCAGCAGCGCGGAGAGGCUUUGUGGCUGUGCCUUGGACACAAGACGGGCCUCUUCCCAGAAUCAGCCCUUUCUUGGGGUGGGGUAAAGGGGUGGGGAACACCUGCUGUUCCCUCUUCCCCCCUCCCGCCUGGUGCAUUGAGGGAAAUCGCUGCCAAUGUAUUUUAGCAAAAGGAGGGCCCCCUGCAAAACUGCAGUUUUUAAGCCUUUUUUCACUUUUUUCUACCCGUUCCAUUUUUUCUCAAGACCUCAGCCAAGCACAAAGCGACCCGGGGUGGGCCGGUGCAACCUUCCCCGGACCGAAGGGCUCUGAUGCCCACAGGUCCCUUGUGGCCUGCGUGCAUCUAUGUAACCACUGUGAGCUGGGCUAGCCCGUUUCUUACACACUUCAGUAUUGGACUGUUUGGAAUCUUUAAUAAAGAGCCUUUUGUAUCGUGUA
Messenger RNA from Python bivittatus (Burmese python), 2657 nucleotides. NCBI's taxonomy places the organism in Eukaryota, Metazoa, Chordata, Lepidosauria, Squamata, Pythonidae. The record is from RefSeq and is a predicted model, not a curated record.